Clupea harengus (Atlantic herring) is the source of this 2032-nucleotide messenger RNA. It is a transcript of the gene rabggtb, whose product is annotated as Rab geranylgeranyltransferase subunit beta. The record is from RefSeq and is a predicted model, not a curated record. Gene Ontology annotation, molecular function: Rab geranylgeranyltransferase activity. Gene Ontology annotation, biological process: protein geranylgeranylation. Gene Ontology annotation, cellular component: Rab-protein geranylgeranyltransferase complex. NCBI's taxonomy places the organism in Eukaryota, Metazoa, Chordata, Actinopteri, Clupeiformes, Clupeidae.
UGUUCCAUAGGAUUUUAUAUUUGUGACGCAUUAUUUUCAGGACGUGACGUCUUGAAUGUGGGACCUGUGACAGCUCUUCCUGGACUCCCUUUACGAUGGGGACCCAAGUGAAAGACGUUGUCAUCAAGGCCGAUGCGCCAAAUGCUCUUCUCUUGGACAAGCAUGCAGAUUACAUCGCCGCGUAUGGUCUCAAAAAGGAUGACUAUGAAUACACGCUGUCCGAGUACCUAAGAAUGAGUGGAAUCUACUGGGGGCUGACUGUGAUGGACCUGAUGGGCCAGCUCCACCGAAUGAACACCGCUGAGAUCACAGAGUUCAUCAAGUCUUGCCAGCAUGAGUGUGGAGGCAUCAGCGCCAGCAUCGGUCAUGACCCUCACCUGCUGUACACUCUAAGUGCCGUACAGAUCUUGUCGUUGUAUGAUGAUGUCGAUGCGAUCAGUGUGGAUAAGGUGGUGGAGUAUGUGAAGGGUUUACAACAGGAAGACGGUUCAUUUGCUGGAGACAAAUGGGGGGAAAUAGACACACGGUUCUCUUUCUGUGCUGUAGCAACUCUUGCAUUACUGGGCAAGUUGGAUGCAAUUAACGUGGACAAGGCAGUUGAGUUUGUUCUCUCCUGCAUGAACUUUGAUGGUGGCUUUGGUUGCAGACCAGGAUCAGAAUCCCAUGCGGGUCAGAUCUACUGCUGCACAGGCUUCCUGUCCAUCACAGGCCAGCUACACCAGGUGAACGCUGACCUCCUUGGCUGGUGGUUGUGUGAGCGACAGCUACCCUCAGGAGGUCUAAAUGGACGCCCAGAGAAGCUCCCUGAUGUGUGUUACUCCUGGUGGGUCCUUGCCUCUCUGAAGAUAAUUGGCAGAAUUCACUGGAUUGACAAAACCAAGCUGAGCACGUUCAUUCUAGCCUGUCAGGACGAAGAGACUGGGGGCUUUGCUGAUAGGCCGGGAGACAUGGUGGACCCGUUCCAUACCCUAUUUGGUGUGGCAGGAUUGUCCCUCCUCGGGGAUGAGGAGGUGAAGGUGGUGAAUCCAGUGUUCUGCAUGCCUGAGGAGGUGAUUCGGAGGGUGGGCCUCCACCCGGAGCUGCUGGGCUAAAAGCACACCUCAGCAGCGCACCCCCUGCACCACCCUCACUCACCCCACCUUCAGCACCACCCGCGGAGCAAAGGGAACUUCGGGAACAGGCCAGAGACUCGUCAGUCUGAGGAGGACCUGGGAUGCUUCUGUUGGCCCCUGACAAAACAACAGAGGUCCUCACCCUUGGCUAUGAGUGUGAGUGUGUUGUUUGGCCACGGAGUGUGCUUUGUUACUCUCUCUUCACUGGUCUUUUGGCGAUGAUGACGGCACUGUUGGAGUCAUAAAACGUCAGUGUCACAGCCCAGAGUUUGAGCAGCCUGAUUGGUCCAUUCCAUAACAUCUCACAUGUGGAUGUGAAGCCUCUAAUGUUGCACUAAGCCAAUCUUCAUUGUCAUCUCAUUUAAGAAAAAUAAUGCUUCAGAAAUCACUGUGGUUAUUUUUCAAAACACUUCAUCAGCAUAUGGUUACUGAGCAAAAAGUGUCUUAUGAAUCCGAGUCAGUAAUUGUUUUUACAAUAAUUUUACUACAGGACACAGAAUAUGCAAUAUGGUCAGUGGGGGGUAUCUACUGUGCGUCAUGUCACUUAUUAACAGAUUUGAAAAUGCCUAGUAGCAUCAACCCUGAUGGCCAGCAUGAAAGUGGCUUUGAGUUAUUUAUUCUCGUUACUUUACAGAUAUUAUUCCAUGGUAAUAUUGUAUCAGGGUAUAUAUAGAGCUUUACAAAUUACUUUAUAUCAUCCUGGAGAAAAAUUGUCUUUUGUGCAUUUUUCUUAUCUUUAAAGUACUGAUUAUAAUCUGCUGAAAUCUGAACAAAGUUCAUAAUCACAACCACUUAUAAACCAUCAUAAGACUCCACAGAUUUAUUUUGUCCUGAUUGGUUUGAAUGAUACCUUGUAUGUUUGCUAUUUAAGGGACGGUGUCUGUUUUUGGGAGGAAAAUAAACCAUAGUCAUAUGUAAAA